Labrus mixtus (cuckoo wrasse) is the source of this 708-nucleotide messenger RNA. It is a transcript of the gene polr3k, whose product is annotated as polymerase (RNA) III (DNA directed) polypeptide K. Gene Ontology annotation, cellular component: RNA polymerase III complex. Bases 127 to 453 code for a protein of 108 amino acids. The transcript is spliced from 3 exons. Gene Ontology annotation, biological process: DNA-templated transcription; termination of RNA polymerase III transcription. Gene Ontology annotation, molecular function: DNA-directed RNA polymerase activity; nucleic acid binding; zinc ion binding. Lineage: Eukaryota; Metazoa; Chordata; Actinopteri; Labriformes; Labridae. The record is from RefSeq and is a predicted model, not a curated record.
CUCCACAUGCGUCACACUGUUUACAGCAGGGGGGACUACAACGCUUCAGUAGCUGUUAGGAAUAUUUCUUUAUAGCUUACAAUAAAUAUAACACCGUGAGGCUGUUUACAUUGGCAUUGCUUUGAAAUGCUUCUUUUCUGUCCAACCUGUGGAAAUGUUUUAAUCGUAGAGGAAGGACAGAAGUGCAUGAGAUUCGCCUGUAACACCUGUCCGUAUGUCCACAACAUCACGAGAAAGGUAAACAGCAGAAAGUAUCCGAAGCUAAAAGAGGUGGACGAUGUUCUUGGUGGCGCUGCUGCUUGGGAAAACGUGGACUCAACUCCAGAAACGUGUCCAAAGUGUGGACAUCUGCGGGCGUAUUUCAUGCAGAUUCAGACCAGAUCAGCGGACGAGCCUAUGACGACUUUCUACAAAUGCUGCAGUGCUCCGUGUGGACACCGAUGGAGAGACUAAAAGACUUUGGACUGCUGAGAUCACAAACCUUAUACGUCUUCCCUUGUUUCUGACAUUAUAUUUAUUCCAAACAGCAUCUGGUAGUCAUGGAAACUCUUCUGGUGGAUUCCAGCUUCUUCUGUUUGUCAGUUUUGUUGCGUGUAACGGCCCAGUUGAAGAUAAUCUAACUCUCUUUAGAUGAUUCUUACACACAGUAUCAUUCACUUUGAAGGCAUACAUCAUUUUCAAAUCAACAAUAAAUGAGUUCUGAUGAAA